Molecule: messenger RNA, 3796 nt
Organism: Trifolium pratense (red clover)
Lineage: Eukaryota; Viridiplantae; Streptophyta; Magnoliopsida; Fabales; Fabaceae
Product: G-type lectin S-receptor-like serine/threonine-protein kinase LECRK1
Exons: 1
Coding region: 1029-3530 (833 amino acids)
Biological process (GO): protein phosphorylation
Molecular function (GO): protein serine/threonine kinase activity; ATP binding
Source: RefSeq, a predicted model, not a curated record
UUUUACUAUGUCCAUAUUUCAAGAAUACUAAUCUCUCAGAAAAGAGAUGCUGGUGGAGGCCACGCUACAACAAUUAGGACAUAUCGAGAAAGUAUGCAAAUUUGCCUAACAAGAUGUGAACAAUGAUGAAGAGAGAAUUCAUAGGAUCUUCCUAAAUUACAUCUGGGAACUCUUUACUUCUUCUGAUUCCAACAUUUAUGACAUCAGUCAUGUGGUAAAAGAUAGAUAUUUUAAGGAUAUGAUUUAAUGUUAUAUUUUUGUAUUACAAUUAGCUCAAUAUAUAGACUGAUGAAAAAAUUUAGAAUGAGAUUUCUCCACGUAUUAUAUAUCUCAUAUUUUCAUAUAUAUUAACAGAAAAAACAGUCAUGUCAAGCCUAAACAGAUGAAAUGUAUUUGUGAUUUUUUCUUGCAUUUCAUCUCUUUUCUGAGUUUAUUAUUUUGUUCUACAUAAUUCAUCAUUUCCAUAGUCUUCUAAAAUCAAUACAACCAACCUCACUGUUAAGAAGUUCAUUAUCGGAUGUGAGUUGGCCUGAAUAAGGGUUUAUAAGUAAGGGGCAAUUUUCACCUUACAAGUCGGUUUUGUAAGGAUGAGUUAGGCCCAACUUCCAAUUCUAAGUUGGUAUCAGAACCUCUCCAAGAUCCAUCGGGCCAGCCACCAAGUUUUUGUUCUUAUAAUGUUGUCAACAUCUCUUAGUUGUAGAAACAAACAACAGGAUAUUAAUGGACUAUUCUUGAUUUUUACUCACGUGUUGUACACCAGAGAAGUGAACAAUGCACAUAAACCACCAGUUAUUGAAUCAGUGCGUGGGAAUUAAAAAUCCAAGAAGACUUGAAGCAAUGCAUGAGAGUCAGUCAAGUCUUCAAAAAGAAAAUUAAUCAUUCAAUAAAGUAUGGUCCACCCUUAACUGUUCUGUUCUUGUUUAGCAAGUGAGUUGAUCAAUUAGAAUCAUAAUUUUCUUUUGUGACACUUCAAUAAAGUAUAGACCACUCUUAAAUUUACAGUAGUUUCCCAAUCCUACUAUCAUACUAUGGCAACCAUACUUGUUCUGCUAUUAUUACUGUUCUUGUUUACAUUAACAGAACCCAGCACACACGCUAUAACUCCAAAAUAUAACUCCAGUAUCAUUCCGUUGGGGUCAUGGCUCUCUCCUGAAGGUGAACAUACUUCAUGGCCAUCAAGUUCUGGCCAUUUUGCUUUCGGGUUUUACCCACACGGUAAUGGUUUUGCUGUUGGAAUAUGGUUGGUUAAUCCGUCUGAAAACACAACCACUGUUGUUUGGACUGCUAACCGUGAUGCUCGAGCAGUCUCCUCUAAAUCUAUGUUGAAUUUGACCAAGCAAGGCCUGCUUCUUCAAAAUGGAAAGGGAGAUUCACCCAUCAAUAUAGUCUCCAGAGAUACAGAGUUGGUCUAUAUGGCAUCUAUGCUAAAUUCUGGAAACUUUGUGCUUUAUUAUGAGGAUUCUUCCGUUGUCUGGCAAAGCUUUGAUCAGCCAACUGACACCAUAUUAGGAGGUCAGAAUUUGACAGAGGAUGAUUCUUUAAUCUCUAGUAUGUCCAAAUCAGACCAUUCGCGUGGUCGUUUCUAUCUCAAAGUGAAAAGUGAUGGAAACCUUGUCGCUUACCAUUAUUACAGCUCCGCAAAUGAUGUGGAUGCUUACGGGGAGUGGGACCAACAAAGCUUUCUUUGCAAAAUUGAACCUGAAAAUAAUGGACGCGGGCCAGUAUGCCCGUCCAACAGGGUGUACACGAGUUGCAUAGGUAACUAUAGUACCCGUUCUGUUCUUCCUACAAGACCUCGUUAUAGGUUAUGUUUCAACAAUAGCAAUAAGCCUGGAAAGAAGUUACACGAGAACAUCACAUCAAUCUACCGUGCAACACUAGACGUAGAUGGAAACUUGAGAUUGUAUGAGCACCAAUUUCACUUUGAGCAGGGCACCAAUAGCUCUCGCGUGGUAAUGUUGAAGCAGGCACUUAAUGAUACAUGUCUAGUGAAGGGAUUUUGUGGGUUGAACAGUUAUUGCUCCUCCAACAUGAGUGGUGAUGCUGCCUGCAAGUGUUAUCCUGGUUUCAUCCCAUCCAAGACUAAAAGUAGUACUAACAUGCCUAUGGACUGUGUACAGAUGCUUAGCAAAGAUGAUUGUGAAAUAAAUAAAGAUCGACUGUUGUUGUAUAAUUUUACUCACUUUAGGAAUAUGACUUGGGGUGAUAUUCCAUAUUCUGUUAUACCCGUGUUGAUGAUGGAAACUUGUGAGAAGGCUUGCCAACAGGAUUGUGUUUGCGGGGGAGCAAUAUAUACAAACAAUAGCUGCAAUAAAUAUAGGCUUCCACUUAUUUAUGGCAGGGUUCAAAAUGAUUCUUCCACUGUGUCUGUGGCCCUAUUAAAGAUUCCUUCUUCAACAAUUGCCAUUAUUCCACCUCCAACCUCAAACGACACUAAGCCCAAGGUUGUUGCUGACAACAAGAGAAGUCUGAUAAUGAUCUUAUCUAUUACUUUGGGUGUUGUUUCAUUGAUUUGCUUGGCCUUUGCAUUGUCCAUUUUCUUCACUUACAGGCAUCAAGUUAAUAGGUAUGCAAUGUUGUCUGAAAGUGAAAAACUUGAUUUUACAGAAGAGUGUUCCUUGCGUUCAUUUUCUUUUGAAGAACUUGCAAAAUCAACUGGGGGAUUUUCAGAAGAGAUAGGGAGAGGAUCAUUUGGAGCUGUUUAUAAAGGUAAAAUAGGCAACAAUAACAGAAGUAUUGCCGUGAAGAAACUGGAGGAGAAAAUUGAUGAUGAAGGGGAGAGAGAAUUCCAAGCAGAAAUUACUGCUAUUGCUCGAACUCAUCAUAGAAAUUUGGUUAAGCUUAUUGGUUUUUGCAUAGAAGGAUCCAAGAAGCUUCUUGUUUAUGAAUUUGUCAGCAAAGGAUCUCUUGAAAAGCUCCUCUUUUACGGGGAAACGAGACUAUCAUGGAAAGAGAAAAUGAAACUUGCAUUGGACGUGGCUAGUGGUCUGCUGUAUCUACAUGAGGAGUGUGAAGUCCGAAUCAUCCAUUGCAAUAUAAAUCCUCGAAACAUACUCAUGGAUGAAGCAUGGACUGCAAAAAUAUCUGAUUUUGGAUUGGCAAGGUUCAUAAGGAGGGGUCAUUCAAGAACCAAAAUAGGAGAUGAUGGCACAAGCAGGUACUUGGCACCCGAAUGGCAGAAGGAGGAUGCAUCAAUAUCAGUAAAAGCUGACAUAUAUAGUUUUGGGGUGGUACUACUGGAGAUUAUUUGCCACAGAAAAAGUAUAGAGAUGAAUAAUAUUUCCUCGGCUGAUGAAAUCCUUCUCUCCAAUUGGGCAUAUCAAUGUUUUGCAUCUGGACAAUUAAACAAGCUAAUUGCACAUGAUGAAAAUGAUGUAGAUUGGAAGAUAUUGGAAAUAUUGGUGAAAGUCGGAUUGUGGUGUGUGCAAGACCAACAAUCUCUCCGUCCUGCAAUGAAGAAUGUAAUAUUGAUGUUGGAAGGUUUGAAAGAUAUUCCAGUUCCUCCCUCUCCAGCUCGCUUGGUUGAGUAGUCUUGUAGGGAUAUUGUGUUCCUAUGUGAUUUAUUAUUUGUGCUAUGCAGUUUCAUUUUUAUCUUGAAUUUGUUGUUCAGGUUGUGUACUAUAUCAAAGGUUGUUUAAUGAUGUGAUAUUAAAUAAUUGGCAUUUUUUUUUGUGUCUUUAUAAGACCCGUUUCAAAUUUUCAAGAGCAUUAAUUACUUUUUUUUUUUUUACCAACAUACCCCUAAUUAUAGUGUAUUUUUUUCUACAAUAUGUAAUAAAUAAUUUAAACAAAACAU